Messenger RNA from Hyla sarda, 1355 nucleotides. It is a transcript of the gene WNT10A, whose product is annotated as Wnt family member 10A. Gene Ontology annotation, molecular function: frizzled binding; cytokine activity. The record is from RefSeq and is a predicted model, not a curated record. Gene Ontology annotation, cellular component: extracellular region. The transcript is spliced from 4 exons. Lineage: Eukaryota; Metazoa; Chordata; Amphibia; Anura; Hylidae. Gene Ontology annotation, biological process: neuron differentiation; multicellular organism development; canonical Wnt signaling pathway. Bases 1 to 1137 code for a protein of 378 amino acids.
AUGAAAUUUACUAAACAUUCCAGAUCAUUGACCAAUGAGAUUCUGGGCCUGAAGAUCCCACCAGAGCCGGUACUGAACGCCAACACGGUGUGCCUGACGUUACCGGGCUUGACCCGUCGCCAGAUGGACGUCUGUAUGCGACAUCCAGAUGUGGCGGCGUCGGCCAUACAGGGGAUACAGAUCGCUAUCCACGAAUGUCAGCACCAGUUUCGGGAUCACCGGUGGAAUUGUUCCAGCCUGGAGACUAAGAAUAAGAUUCCGUAUGAGAGCGCCGUGUUCAGCAGAGGCUUCAGAGAAAGUGCCUACGCUUAUGCCAUCGCUGCUGCCGGGGUGGUGCACGCCGUCUCCAACGCUUGUUCCAUGGGUAAAUUAAAAUCCUGCGGCUGUGAUGAGAAGAGGAGAGGAGACGAGGAAGCCUUCAGAGCCAAAUUACACAGACUGCAAAUGGAGGCAAUGAACCGAGGGAAGGGCAUGGUACACGGGGUAAUGGAGAACAUGCCAGCAGAGGCCCCCGGGCCCCAGGACUCUUGGGAGUGGGGAGGAUGCAGUCCCGAUGUGGAUUAUGGAGAAAGGUUCUCCAGGGACUUCUUGGAUUCUCGGGAACUUUACAGGGACAUUCACGCCCGUAUGAGGCUGCACAACAACAGGGCAGGCCGGCAGGUUGUGAUGGAGAACAUGAAGAGAAAGUGUAAAUGCCACGGCACGUCCGGCAGCUGCCAGCUGAAGACCUGUUGGCAGGUAACGCCUGAAUUCCGUCUGAUCGGCGCCCUCCUGAAGGAGCGGUUUGCGCUGGCCACCAUGAUCCGGCCCCAUAAUCGUAAUAACGGACAACUGGGUCAGCUGGACCAGACUCACGCCCCCUACAGGAGACGAGCCGGGAUCACGGACUUGGUCUAUUUCGAGAAGUCGCCGGAUUUCUGCGAGCAGGAGCUCCACCUGGACUCGGCAGGGACGCAGGGGCGGAUCUGCAACAAAACUAGCCCGGGGAUGGACAACUGCGAGAGCCUGUGCUGCGGCCGCGGACACAACAUCCUGCGCCAGACGCGGAGUGAGCGCUGCAACUGCAAAUUCCACUGGUGCUGCUACGUGGUGUGCGAGGAGUGCCAGAUCACCGAGUGGGUGAGCGUGUGCAAGUGAAGGGAACCAGAGAAAUAAAAAAAAUUAAAAAAACACGCCGCCACCUAUGCGCUCGCCGCCGGAGGUACAGGAAACAUGCCAUAGUCCACACUCGGCCGACCACGGGACACGGAACUGACACGUCCGUGAUGGGAUUUGCUGCAAAGACUGAGAUCGUUACGGCUAAGUGUAACAAAUAUAAGGGAGAAGCCAUGUUUUAUAAGGGUUAAUCCUGUGCU